Messenger RNA from Lacerta agilis (Sand lizard), 1157 nucleotides. It is a transcript of the gene LAMTOR1, whose product is annotated as late endosomal/lysosomal adaptor, MAPK and MTOR activator 1. The coding region runs from base 73 to 555 and encodes 160 amino acids. The record is from RefSeq and is a predicted model, not a curated record. The transcript is spliced from 5 exons. Gene Ontology annotation, cellular component: membrane raft; lysosome; late endosome membrane. Lineage: Eukaryota; Metazoa; Chordata; Lepidosauria; Squamata; Lacertidae. Gene Ontology annotation, molecular function: molecular adaptor activity; guanyl-nucleotide exchange factor activity. Gene Ontology annotation, biological process: regulation of receptor recycling; cellular response to amino acid stimulus; cholesterol homeostasis.
CGGAGGGCCUCGCCCGAAGCCGCAUGUGACCCGCCGCGGCCCACCAGGACAGGCCGCUCUCCUGACGCCGCCAUGGGGUGUUGCUACAGCAGCGAGAACGAGGCCUCGGACCAGGGCGAUGAGUCUAAGCCCCUGCUGCCCACGGCCUCCAGCCCACCCAAGCCCUUAAAUGGAGCCGAGCCCAACUGCUACAGCCUGCCUUCAGCCCGGACGGACGAGCAGGCUUUGCUGUCAUCGAUCCUCGCCAAGACAGCCAUCAACAUCAUUGACGUUUCGGCCGCAGAUCAGCAAGGCAUGGAGCAGCAUGAGUACAUGGACAGAGCCAGGCAGUACAGCACCAGGCUGGCCAUGCUGAGCAGCAACCUGAUGCACUGGAAGAAGCUCUCGACGCUCCCAUCGCUCACCACGCAGCCCCAUCAAGUGCUUGCCAGCGACCCCGUUCCCUUCGCAGACUUGCAGCAGGUCUCCCGGAUAGCUGCGUACGCCUUCAGUGCUCUCUCCCAGAUCCGAGUGGAUGCGAAAGAAGAACUGGUUGUACAGUUUGGGAUCCCCUGAUGCCGAUCCCGCAGACGCCUGUAACUUCUUGUUUUUUUAACAACCUCCCACUUUUCCUUUCCUCUCCCUCGCCACGGCCGGCUUUUCACUGCAGUGGGACUUGUACGGAUAAGCGAUACACUGAACUUCCUGCCACUUGCGCCCCAGAGACAAUUGCCUCCGCCAGCUGCCAGCUCCCUGGGGCUGGUUUGACCCACGUUUCUUCCCCCUCCCGUGUGUGUGUGUGACGGUGGGGGGGGGCAUAUUUUUGCCAGAACCGUACAUGAAUUGGUUUGAGGAGGGGCCAGGCCCUGAACACUGUGCAUGCUUAAGCCCAGCUCCUAAAGAGGUGAGCACCGCACUCUUGGUCAUCGAGGGGACAGGGGACGGGAUCCUGAGGCCCACUGGCGGUGGGCAGCUGUGCUCGCUUUCAUUUACUCCCCACCCCCCAAUAAGGCUCUGAAAUUCUUGCCUCCGGGGUUAGGGGGCUGAGAUGCGUUGCAGCUGCUGCCUCCCCCUUCCCACUUGGGGUUCAACCUGCAUCACUUUCCCGUUGCUGCCUGCAGAAUGCCGGGCCUUCUUUUUAGGAUUUGGGGGGAACCAACGAAGGGUGCGUUGGGCUU